AUGACCAUUCAAACUGUUGCAAUCGUCAACCCUGACUUGUCUUUAGAUUUUUCCAAUUACUGGACAGCUGCGAUGUACUUCAAACAUCAAAACGGCUCGUAUAAGCGCGUGCCCAUCUACCCGAACGCUCAACUAGGAUAUGAAGGUCAAAAUGCAGACCACAUCAAGGGAGGUAUGACGAUAUACUAUACUCAAAAAGACUUCAACAGUUCCGACCUCGGGAAUCCAGUGAGGGCUUUUCCUCCGGGCUUUCGUAUGACUGUUGGCAAUCCGUCGACGACCACAAUCAACGGCACCAAGAAAGGUCUGGCAUACACGUGCCUGCAAACCAUCCUCACUAGAGGCUACGAGACUCCCGACUUCCCGAAAGAGCCCUGUCCUGCCGGUAUAAUGGCUAUUCAGGUAAGAGACGAUCUUAGCAGAUGUUGUAAUCAGCUUACUGACCACAAGACACCAUUCGUGUGGAGCUACUCCGAUAGUAGAGGCUACGGCACUCAUGCUGACUACGUGUUUGGAUGGAAAGGAGACAGCUUGCAGCGGGUAAUGAACGACAGCUGCAUGUUCCACUACUGUGGAAGUCCAGGCAUGCAAGGUGUACUUAAAACGCAGACUGUUGAAGAGAUGAAUGCUUGUGCAGUUGAAAGCUCCAUUGAUGAAGAUGUGGAGGGAUGGCUGGAUCAUCUCCCCGGAUACGAGAUGGAGGCUUGA
Messenger RNA from Alternaria arborescens, 708 nucleotides. RefSeq lists its product as hypothetical. Lineage: Eukaryota; Fungi; Ascomycota; Dothideomycetes; Pleosporales; Pleosporaceae. The record is from RefSeq and is a predicted model, not a curated record. The coding region runs from base 1 to 708 and encodes 235 amino acids. The transcript is spliced from 4 exons.